Messenger RNA from Fukomys damarensis (Damara mole-rat), 926 nucleotides. It is a transcript of the gene Blvrb, whose product is annotated as biliverdin reductase B. Lineage: Eukaryota; Metazoa; Chordata; Mammalia; Rodentia; Bathyergidae. The transcript is spliced from 5 exons. The record is from RefSeq and is a predicted model, not a curated record. The coding region runs from base 233 to 853 and encodes 206 amino acids.
GUCCGAGAGGGUAGUGCUGGGCGGCAAGGAUUGCAAACAGUCGCAGCCCGACCCACUCUCGUUCUUUUCUGCGGAAGACCGAGUUUCCUGAACAGGGGGCGGGGCGCAGGCGGGACCUUCUGAGCCGCCCCGCCCCAUCCCUCGGUCUAGAGAAAGUGGGGAGCACCGCCCAGCAGCCACUGGGUUCCCGCGAGUCGUGUUUCUCGGCUUCGCAAACCCAGGACCCCGCGGCAUGGCUGUCAAGAAGAUCGCGAUCUUCGGCGCUACUGGCCGGACCGGGCUCACCACCCUGGCGCAGGCGGUGCAAGCAGGUUACGAAGUGACGGUGCUGGUGCGGGACUCCUCCAGGCUGCCGUCAGAGGGGCCCCAGCCAGCCCACGUGAUAGUGGGGGAUGUGCGGAAGGCGGCUGAUGUGGAUAAGACCGUGGCCGGGCAGGACGCUGUCAUUGUGCUGCUGGGCACUGGCAAUGACCUCAGUCCCACUACAGUGAUGUCCGAGGGCGCCCGGAACAUUGUGGCAGCCAUGAAGGCUCACGGAGUGGACAAGGUCGUGGCCUGCACCUCGGCCUUCCUGCUAUGGGACCCAGCCAAGGUGCCCCCACGACUGCAGGACGUGACCGAUGACCACAUCCGGAUGCACAAGGUGCUGCAGGAGUCGGGCCUGAAGUAUGUGGCUGUGAUGCCACCACACAUAGGGGAUCAGCCACUCACUGGGGCCUACACAGUGACCCUGGAUGGACGAGGGCCCUCAAGGGUCAUCUCCAAACAUGACCUGGGCCAUUUCAUGCUGCGCUGCCUGACCACGGAUGAGUACAAUGGGCACAACACCUACCCCUCCCACCAGUAUGACUAGGACAGCGUUCUGGAAGAGGAGGCACAAGGAAGGGAGCAAUAAAUCAUGAGCUACAAGCUUCAGUUUUCUUACA